Diplodia corticola is the source of this 1857-nucleotide messenger RNA. Its product is annotated as sir2 family histone deacetylase hst4. Gene Ontology annotation, cellular component: mating-type region heterochromatin. The record is from RefSeq and is a predicted model, not a curated record. NCBI's taxonomy places the organism in Eukaryota, Fungi, Ascomycota, Dothideomycetes, Botryosphaeriales, Botryosphaeriaceae. Gene Ontology annotation, biological process: replication-born double-strand break repair via sister chromatid exchange; pericentric heterochromatin formation; regulation of DNA repair. Bases 1 to 1857 code for a protein of 618 amino acids. The transcript is spliced from 2 exons. Gene Ontology annotation, molecular function: histone deacetylase activity, NAD-dependent; NAD+ binding.
AUGGCUGUCGACGCCUAUUGUGCAGGCUGCUCGCGCGAGAGCUCGCCUCUGAGCUCGCCGCCGUCAUCGCCAUGCCCUCCGUCUGACUACGAAUAUCCCUCUCCGCCCCCGUCGCAGGAUCCGUCCACCAAAGGUUCACCGCUUCCGGACGCCAUGGAGCCCGCGCGAGCCUGCGACGAUGACGGCCCUCCACGCAAGAAGAGACGCACCGCCGAACCGAAGCCACGCGUCACCCGCCAUUUGAAUCUGCAGGAGGAUGCCAUCGAUGAAACGGAACGCGAAGCUCUUGAUCUGUUGCUCAAGGUCCUGCAUAAGAAGCGCAAGAUUGUGAUGAUCGUGGGUGCAGGCAUCUCGGUCGCAGCCGGCAUUCCCGACUUUCGCUCGUCCAAGGGUCUUUUCAACACGCUCAAGCAGCAGCACAACCUCAAAUCCUCCGGCAAGGACUUGUUCGACGCCUCUGUGUACAGGGACCCCGACACCACCGCGACGUUUCACGAAAUGGUUCGGUCGCUAUCGCAUCAAGCCAAGCUGGCCAGGCCCACCGCGUUCCAUCAACUCAUCGCAACACUCGCCGACGAAGGCAGAUUACUGCGCCUGUACUCUCAAAAUGUCGAUGGGAUCGAGACGUCGCUGCAGCCGCUGGCAACCCAAAUUCCGUUGCCGCAGAAGGGGCCCUGGCCGAAAACGGUCCUACUCCACGGAGGGUUGGAGAAGAUGGUCUGUGCGAAAUGCAACGACGUGACGGAUUUCGAGCCCGAGCUUUUCCACGGCCCAAUUCCACCCCCUUGCAAGACGUGUGAAGAGGCGGAUCAAGUGCGCACUCUGCAUGCAGGAAAGAGGAGCCAUGGUAUCGGAUUGCUGCGCCCUCGCAUGGUACUUUACAACGAAAACGGCCCCGACGACGAAGCCAUCGGUUCCGUGACGACGGCAGACUUGAGAGCACGGCCUGAUGCUGUCAUUGUUGUUGGAACGACCCUAAAGGUGCCUGGGGUGAGGCGCAUUACUCGGGAGAUGGUUAAUACGGUGAGAGACCGCAAGGACGGGCUUACUGUCUGGAUCAACAACGAACCGGAGCCGAAGGGCGUGGAUCUUGAGAACUGCUGGGACUUGGUGGUGCGCGGUCCAUGUGAUGCUGUUGCCCGUCAAGCCGCUCUACGCAUCUGGAACGACAGGAGCGAGACCAUGGCCAAGUUCCUCACCGAGGAGGAGUACCGAGCUUCUAAGGAGAAGCCGAGCCCCGAGGUUCGAAUUUUGAGUUCCCCACGCAAGGAUCGUGUCCUGCAAGUGAAGGGCAUCCCCACUCCGGCGUCAAGCCCGAAGAUUCAGCCGCAGGAUCCCCCGAUCGAGGACGAAAUUACGGUGGCGUCGAGGCCAAGCACCCCGCCCAAGAAAGCCACGACUCAAAGCAAGGGCAAGGGCAAGAACUUGAGCAACGUCCCUCUUGCUGAGCGACCCAAGCCAAAAUCUACCAGUGUGAAGACGGCGCCUAAGAAGAAGGCUGCUCCGAAAAAGAAAUCAAACGCAUCCGCGAAACCUAAUGAUAAAAUCACCAAUGCGUUUAGCGUGUCGAAGCCCGCGGCGCAGAACGUGCCGGAGUUGAAAAGCAAACCGCAAAGGCGUGGGAGAAAGACGGACACGGCAAAUGGCCCCAUGGCACCAGUUUCGCCGCAGUCGGCUAAAAAUAAUACGGCGCCUCCUCACAACGACCCGCACACACCCAAGACGCUCAGCUUGGAGACGAAGCAGAUCAAGGCAGAAAGCAACGCCGAAGUGGCGACUGAAAGGGGAGGGAGUCCAAAGGAAGUGAUUACGCCAACGGGCUAUUUGCCGAAGGAUAUGAAGAGGCUCCUGCACUGA